AUGUCGGCCCCAGCUCAAACAAUAUCAAGCUCUUGUCACAAGUGUCAAAUGUACGCGAAUAUUCCAAGGGCACCGCCUAUUACUCUCUCCACCUUGGCCCUUUUGCCAAUGGGGCCUGCACUUGAUAGGUUUGGAGUCCCGAACACCAUUGUCAUGGACAAAGGGACUCAGUUUGACAACAAUGAACUUAGGGCUUACACCGAGAAUUUAGGAACUAUAAUCCUCUACGCAUCCCCAGCUCACCCCCAGACCAACGGUCAAGUUGAGGCUAUCAACAAGAUAAUCAAGAAGAUACUGAAAAAGAAGCUCAAUGAGGCCAAGGGUCUUUGGGCUUCUAAACUCCCUGAGGUAUUGUGGGCUAAUAGGACCACGACGAUAGAGGCUACCCGAGAGACCCCUUUCUAUAUGGCUUUUGGGUUUGAGGCGGUCCUUCCCAUUGAAACGCAAAUCCCAAGUCCCAGGAUCGAAUACUUCGACGAGGGUACCAACGCGGAGGGCCUACAGCUCGAUGCUGAUUUACUCGAAGAACGAAGGGAUGUGGCGCACAUGCAUAAUCUCGCAAACAAAAGAAGAAUAGCUUGCUAUAAAUAUGCCAAGGUUCAGUCUCAGACGCUAAAGUUGGGGGAUUGGGUCAUGAAGCAGGUUUACCCAAAACCUCGAGGACUAGAUCCUUUGUGGAUGGGUCCUUAUGAGAUCGUGGAAGAAGCAGGCCCCGCAACUUUCUACAUCCGGGACAUGGACGGAGUGAUAUCACGGCACCCAUGGAACACAUAG
Molecule: messenger RNA, 774 nt
Organism: Rosa chinensis
Lineage: Eukaryota; Viridiplantae; Streptophyta; Magnoliopsida; Rosales; Rosaceae
Exons: 2
Coding region: 1-774 (257 amino acids)
Biological process (GO): DNA integration
Molecular function (GO): nucleic acid binding
Source: RefSeq, a predicted model, not a curated record